AUUUUAAUUGAUUGUGUACAUAUAUUAUCCCGUGCUCACAACAAGUGUGUUUAGGUAGAUCUGUAAUAAUAAUCACACAUAUAGUAUAAGAUUGUAACUUUGGUCAGUGAUCAUUACAUUAUCCUUCUUAUUUUAGAAAACAAGCACAAGAAAGUGCUAAGGAAGCUUUACUAUCAUGAAGCCCCUUUGUCUUUCUUCUCCUUAUGUUCUUCCUUCCUUACUUAUCCGUUUCUUGUUAAUAUUUAUCGUGACCUUGAAAACAAUGGCGUUGGUGAAACUGCCACCAAAUAUUUCAGUUCCAGCACUUUUGGUGUUUGGAGAUUCGAUUGUAGACACUGGCAACAAUGACAACAACUUGCUAACAAGUGCUCGUUGCAAUUUCCCACCAUAUGGUAAAGACUUUAAGGGAGGAAUGCCAACCGGCAGAUUUAGCAACGGAAAGGUGCCGUCUGACAUUAUAGCUGAAGAAUUAGGCAUUAAGGAGCUUCUACCAGCAUACUUGGAUCCAAAAUUGCAACCUCAUGAGUUACCAACUGGAGUGUGCUUUGCAUCCGGUGGCGCAGGAUAUGAUCCUGUGACAUCAGAAACUGCGGCUGCUAUUUCUUUAACCGGUCAACUAGACUUGUUCAAAGAGUACACAAGCAAGUUAAGAGGACUAGUUGGAGAGAACAAAACAAACUUCAUCCUAGCCAACAGUGUUUUUCUUGUGGUCUUUGGUAGCAAUGACAUUGCCAACACAUACUUCUUGUCGCGAAUUAGACAAGUGCAAUAUGAUUUUCCUUCUUACGCUGACUUCAUAGUCCACUCAGCUUCUGAUUUCUUAAAGCUAGUCACUAAAUCACUUCCAAGAAGAAGUUUUCACCAGCUUAGAGUGGUAAUGGAAGUUCGAGAACAACACGUUAAGAAUGAGUAUGUUUUGUAAUGUGUUGAUUGUUAAGUGGAAAUCAAAUACUACUGGUGGAGGGUUACUUGUGUUUGACGUUAUCGAUGUUAGAUAAGUGAGUGCUUAGUGAAGUGAUUAAAUUGAGUAGUUAUGAAUCUUUUAUAAUUUUAGCAAUCACUUAUUGUUAUUUAACUAUUUAUUUUGCUCAUUAUUAGCAUGUCUAGGCCAGCUUCUCUCCAGAAGCUAUUCACCAAAUCUUGUACAUGCAGAAAAUUGAUUCUGGUUUUAGAUAUAGUUGUACAAGUAUUUUCAAAUAUGCAAUACAAUAGAUGUAAUUUUUUGUUAUGAAAUUCGUGCUAAUGUCCAUUUAUACUAGUGUCAACGAGAAUUCAAACAUGUAUUCACAUUUUAGUAUGUUUGCUGCUGUAGAUGGGUUUGCUUUGCAUUAUUUUGGGAUGACCCCUGUUUUCUCUGUUUUUUUUUUACCUGACUAUUUGUACUGUGGGUUGUAACACCCCCUAAGUGUUACCAUUCUUUAAUUCAUUUGGCUUUCCAAAAAAUUGAUUUACCUCACUAUGUACUU
Molecule: messenger RNA, 1466 nt
Organism: Lotus japonicus
Lineage: Eukaryota; Viridiplantae; Streptophyta; Magnoliopsida; Fabales; Fabaceae
Product: GDSL esterase/lipase EXL1-like
Exons: 4
Coding region: 176-922 (248 amino acids)
Biological process (GO): lipid metabolic process
Cellular component (GO): extracellular region
Molecular function (GO): lipase activity
Source: RefSeq, a predicted model, not a curated record